AUGCCCGCCUUAGCAUACAACACCUUCUCAAACCAAACGCCCAUCCCAAACCAAACCUCCCGUCUUACCACCAUGUUCUCCGCCAUCCGCACCUCCCUCCCUUCCCUAUUCCGCAGAACCAAGCGAGGACCCCUCCUCCCCACCACCGAGCCUCGAUCCAUCUCCUACACCGCACUUAGGAGCUCAUCUCUUGUCAAGCCAGGAGAAGAAGUCCUAGGCGACGGGACCAACCUCCGAGCCCUCGACAAGAAGCUCUACGCCCAAAUCGCUGACCUAAAGACCCUCUUGCCGAUGUUGAAGAAGGAAGAGGAUAGCGUGAGAAGAGAGUUUAAUUCUUGUAGCGAGGCGUGGAAGGUUGUUUUGCGUCCGGGGUAUCGGGGGAGUAGGUUGAAUCCGGGGUUUGGAGAUGGGUUUUGGUAUGUAUCCCCUUUUCUUUCCUAUCUCCAAACUUAUUCUCAUAUCAGAAGUCGUACUAACCAACUCCCACAGGCAACCAACCCCCAACUCCAACUCAAACCGCAACACCAAACCCAAUCCUCACAAAAUACACCCGCCUCCGCGCCGCCAUCCGCCGACGCUGCCGCGCUAAAGACACAUACAAGAUGAAGCGCGAGAAGCGAUCCAAGAUUCGGGCUCUUCUUGGCCCAAGCCCACGCCCAGAGAAGAAGGUAGUCCCACAGCGAUCUCGUGGAAUUUGGUGGUAUGUCAUCGGAAUGGCGGCUUGGGCUUUUUGUGGAGGGGUGGUGGUUUUGAUUGUAAAGACGCCGACUGGGGAGUUUGGGAAGAAAGAAUGA
This is a messenger RNA of Hymenoscyphus albidus, 794 nucleotides long. NCBI's taxonomy places the organism in Eukaryota, Fungi, Ascomycota, Leotiomycetes, Helotiales, Helotiaceae. The record is from the annotation of a GenBank genome assembly.